AUGGUGGAGAAUAGAGAUGGAAUACUGAAUGGCAGAUACCAGUUCUUUGAUAGGAAGCCUCUUAUCAUGAAAAGAUGGGAUCCUAACUCUAAAUUCACUAGGGAAACAAUAUUGACAGUUCCGGUUUUGGCUCAAUUGAGCAAUCUUGAACUAAAAUACUGGGGUGAGAGAUCCAUGGCAAAGAUAGCUGGUACAAUUGGAAAAAUGGUGAAGCAAGAUCGAGCAACUUUGGCUAGGGAGAAGCUACAAUAUGCUCGGGUCCUAAUUGAAGUGAGUUUUACAAAAGAAUUACCAAAUCAAAUCAAGUUUGAAGAUGAAAAGGGGGAUUAUGUGUAUGUUGAUGUGCAAUAUGAAUGGAAACCUGAUAUUUGUUUGCAAUGUAAAGGGAUAGGUCACAGGAAGGAAGUGUGUAAGAAGAGAGUGAGCCAAGGAGAAUCAUCAAAAAUUUGGCAAGAGAAGAAAAGUGGAGCACCAAAUUCAGAUCAUUCUCAGACUGGAGGCAUGACAGUUCAGCGUCAGGGAACAGUAGAGGAAAAAACAGAGGGGAACUAA
Messenger RNA from Humulus lupulus (European hop), 552 nucleotides. RefSeq lists its product as uncharacterized. The coding region runs from base 1 to 552 and encodes 183 amino acids. The record is from RefSeq and is a predicted model, not a curated record. Lineage: Eukaryota; Viridiplantae; Streptophyta; Magnoliopsida; Rosales; Cannabaceae. The transcript has a single exon.